AUGGAAAAAAAAAGAAAAAAGGGAAAAGGAAGAGGAGAUCAAAGAGAAAGAAAAUUAGAGGAUAUAGGAAAAGUAAAGGAGAGAAGAAAGAUAGGAGAGAAUAAGAAGGGGAGGAGGAGAGAUAGGAAAAAAAAGGGAAGAAGAAAGGAGGGGGAAAAAGAAGGAGCAAGGAAAAGAAAGAAAGGAAUGGGAAAUGAGGAAGAGGAGGUAGAAAGAGAAGAAGGGGGAAGUGGAGGUGAGGAGAAAAAGAGAAAAAAGGAGGCAGGAAAAAGGAAGGGGAAAGAAGAAGAGAGAAGGAAAGGAAAAGAAGAGGGAAGAAAGGGAAGUAAGGAAGGAGGAGAGAGGGGACAAAGGGGUAGAGGAAGAGAGAGAAAGGAGGAAAGUAGAAAAGGGAAGUGGAGAGAAGAAAAAGGGGGAGAGAGGAGAAAGGGAGGAAGGAAGAAAGAGGAAGGAAGAGAAGAAGGAUAA
Cyprinus carpio (common carp) is the source of this 468-nucleotide messenger RNA. Its product is annotated as octapeptide-repeat protein T2-like. Lineage: Eukaryota; Metazoa; Chordata; Actinopteri; Cypriniformes; Cyprinidae. Bases 1 to 468 code for a protein of 155 amino acids. The transcript has a single exon. The record is from RefSeq and is a predicted model, not a curated record.